CGCGAGGAACGGGUCUGAAGAUGGCCUACAUCACCUGGUCUUAUCGAUGAAAGGAAGCACUCUGGCCGCCUACGAGCGACUCGACUAGAAAAGAAGAGAACCGGAAAAUUCAUAGGGAAAAAAUGGGUCAAGCGUGGUGCAAGGAAAAAACUUCCAAGGCCCAAGAUUCCAAGUCACCGUUGGAUCGAGUCUUCGUACGAUGCGCCCAUCGGAUUUAUCCCGGUUUAAAGGAGGAAGGCUCAGUUUUAGGAGGCGCCACGCAGAGAGUUACGAGCUCCGAAAUAGGAUACGCCGGUUCACCACCGAGGGAAGUGCUCACGAGGGGACGGAGCAUAGACUCGGUGGACAGGCCCUUUCAUCCUAGCGACUGGGUGGACGUCAAUCUCGAAGUGCCCAGCCCGCCUAGAGCGAGCUCGACUCUCCCGAACUCGAUUGUCGGCGCUAGUCCGCGUCCCGUUGCCGCACCUACGUUCAGCUGUUCCAAUCUGAAGGACAUCACUCCUGUGCCACCUCCGAGACGAAAAAAAAGGAACAGGAGCAGACCCUUGCCACCGAAACCGGACGAGAUUCCUGAGAACGUGACCAAUAAUUUGAAACGCGGCGAUACGAGCGAGGAACCGUUAUAUUUGUCGGUCAGAUCGCCGAAGACGAGUAGCAACGACCAGAACGGUGAUGUCGAGACGCGAGGAACGGGAAAGACCUGCACGGAAGACUCGAAGCAUGACGGUCGAAGGACGAAAGAGAUUUACGAACAUAAGGUUAAUGGUACCGGAAGGAUAAUAUCCAGUGAGGUGGUUUCCGGCAAGAGGACGCCCGCCGACAAGAAAACUUGGAGGAUUUCGGAGUCGGGCCACCAUCACCGGAAAGUUCCCGAGAACGAGGAAUACGAGAGAUUCGCGCGAAAUCAGUCGAUUAAGGACUCUUCGACUCCUAAUCGCCAGGACAGACGGAAGUCGAAGGAGCUCGAGAGGCGGAUCAGGGAUUCCUCGAGGGAUGACGACAGACCGGAAGCAAAUACGAGGACGAAGAACUACAGCACCGUUAGCUUGCCGAAUUACGAUGAGCUAGACGUGUCUAGGCAUCCUACGAAAAGCACGACGAACGACGAAGAAAGUGUAGGAGAGAAAAUAAAGUUUAAGAGACCCGUCAGAUGCAGCACUGUCUCGCUUCCGGCCGAAUCUUUCCUGUCGCCCUUUUCUGAGAAAACCAGUGUAUGUCUGGAGGACUAUAUCCCGCGACGUGGCAGCAUCGAGCACCUGUCAGUGUAUCAGGUGCUGGGAAGAUUGGGCUCUAGCGAGAAUGAGGUCGUCGACGGCGAAUUCAUGAAGUACGAUCCGAGUAAAUUGGAGGAUUGGGACCUCAGUGACACCAGUAAUUGCGACUCGAGCCAACGUUUCUCUGUCGAGAAUACGCCGCGGAUUGAAAUCUAUAACGAUAAAUCUGUGGAAAGUGGACUUUCCGAGGGUAUAGAUGUUGUCGACCACUCGCGAAAUACCGAAGCCGGGAAAGCUGAGUCGGCUGAGAUGAAAAUCUCGUGCGUUCAAGAUAUGAAAUCGUCAUUGCAGAAACCCGAAUCUUUUGGCAAGGCAGCAUCGCCGUUAAUCGAUUCUGAUAGAGAAUCGAAGUAUCCCGACGAUUUAACGGAUGAAAAUAGAUCGUUGUUAAAGUAUUUCGAUCCUCCCAAGAUGUCGGAAAUUUGUCAAGCAUCACCGAUUUGCGAAUUAGCGUCCUCGCCAGGUCGUAGAGAGCCAUUUUUUCUAAACGAGGAACUUCAUCGUUCUUCGGCUUUUGAUACGAUCGAAGAGUCCUGCAGGAACGGCGCCAUCAUUCGGGAAUCCGAUCGAUCCGACCAAUCGAGGCUGAUCUUCGGCCGUAGCCUGUCAAACGAGAGCGAGCCAUACGACGAUCCGUACGAAUCGAAGGAGUUGCGUGCACAUUCCGACGUAACGAACAAGUUAAUCAGAACGAUAUCGGAGGAGUCGUUGCCACAGGAAAUGCUGGAGGAAGUCGACGAGGAGAUUGUCGACUUUUUCGACGAGAAGCUAGCCAAGGACGCGACAAACAAAUUGAAGAAGGAUUGCCAGGAUCAGCUGGUAAAGACACCACCACCGAGUCCGGAGCCAAAGAUCAAAGCUCAGAUCCUGGACAACGAUCAUUCGACCUUGCUCAAGGUCCUGAAUGACGAGGCGACUGACGGAAGUAAUCUCAGCUCGAUGACGCCGAGCCUCACCGAGCUGGAGGCCGCGCUUUCGGAUAUGUUGGAGAAGGAGGAUCAACCAGACGAAAUUAUGAAGCGAGAGCAUACGAGCGAGGAAUGCAAACAGACUUCUGUGGAGAAGCUUCUCGAGCCGGAAAUCGUACCUGUAGAAAAGCAGAACGCAGUCGACAGAACUGUGUCUGAUCAAUGUCGUUCAAUUAACGAUGACAUUCUAGUCGAUAGUACGCUUGAGAAUAAGACAGAUCGGUUGUCCGUGUCUUUGGAAGAGCUCCUCGGAGACUCGGCGACACCGAAGAAAAGAAAAGUGUCUUUUUGUACCUGGGAAGAGAAGAUCAUGAUGGACGUUGAUUUGAAAAAUGACGAGAAAUCCUCACAUGACGAAAAGUCACAAAAUUUUAAUCAAGUGAUCAAUCCUGAUUUCAACGAUUCUAUUAUUAAAUCGGAAUUAAAAUCAAGCUCUGACAUUUUAGACGAAGAUAUCAAAGCCGAUUCAAAAGAUAGCGCAAGCUCUGUGGAAGAAGCGCCCGAGAAACCUGAUAGGUUGUUUCAAGAUUUGGAAGAUGUAGCGGAGAAUUUGCAAAUUCCUACGCCGCCACGAAGGAAAAACAAAAGUUUAGGUGUUACGAAGGAGUCAGUCAGGACUAUAGACAAUUAUCACGAAGAUCCUGAUUCUGGUCCCAAUGACAGACUCAUUUAAUAAUUUCAGAUUGCGUGAUCUCGUAAUCUUUCCGUUGUUAUGUGAUCGUGUGCGAUAAUAUGAUCCUACAAUUUUUGUGCCACAUGAAUUGUUAAUAUGUUUAAUACAUUAAUUCAUAAUCGCUAUAAACUAAUAACUAUGUAAUUAAUAAUAAAAAAUAAAGAAAAA
Solenopsis invicta (red fire ant) is the source of this 3083-nucleotide messenger RNA. RefSeq lists its product as uncharacterized. The coding region runs from base 123 to 2915 and encodes 930 amino acids. The record is from RefSeq and is a predicted model, not a curated record. The transcript has 9 exons. NCBI's taxonomy places the organism in Eukaryota, Metazoa, Arthropoda, Insecta, Hymenoptera, Formicidae.